Molecule: messenger RNA, 1765 nt
Organism: Corapipo altera (White-ruffed manakin)
Lineage: Eukaryota; Metazoa; Chordata; Aves; Passeriformes; Pipridae
Gene: GJC2
Product: gap junction protein gamma 2
Exons: 4
Coding region: 278-1525 (415 amino acids)
Biological process (GO): cell communication
Cellular component (GO): connexin complex
Source: RefSeq, a predicted model, not a curated record
ACACCACAUGGAAAUGCCCAUUCCCUGCCUGCUGAUCCCUCCUGCCAGCACCUCCAGCCCAACCUUCACCCAUCCCAGCGGGAGAGGACAGGGAGGUGACAUCCACGUGCCAGCUGCUGCCACCUCGCCCUGAGACACCCCCAGCACCGACAACAGGGCUCUGCUGGUCCUGCUGCAGGGCUUUCUCCCCACGGAGGUCUCUGGUUAUGUGGUGAAGACCCUCAGCCCAGAGGCACCUUUUUUCCUGGCUGGGAAAGGUUAUAACUGAGUAGCCCUUAUGACCAACAUGAGCUGGAGCUUCCUCACCCGCCUGCUAGAAGAGAUUCACAAUCACUCCACCUUCGUGGGGAAGGUCUGGCUCACCGUGCUCAUCGUGUUCCGCAUCGUCCUGACCGCAGUGGGGGGCGAGUCCAUCUACUCCGAUGAGCAGAGCAAGUUCACCUGCAACACGAAGCAGCCGGGCUGCGACAACGUCUGCUACGACGCCUUCGCGCCGCUGUCGCACGUCAGGUUCUGGGUCUUCCAGAUCAUCGUGAUCUCCACCCCUUCCGUCAUGUACCUGGGCUACGCCAUCCACAGGAUCGCCCGCUCGGCCGAGGAGGAGAAGAAGUUCAAGGGGUUCAAGAAGAAGAAGCAGUUUGCCCUGAACUGGCAGGCCGUGCGCAACAUGGAGGACGCGAUGGAGGCCGACGAGGAGGAGCCCAUGAUCUCCGACGACGCGGCGGAGCACGAGAAGGCCAAAGCCAAGCCCAAGAGCAAGGAGCCGCAGAAGCACGACGGGAGGAGGCGCAUCCAGCAGGAGGGACUGAUGAAGAUCUACGUCUUCCAGCUGCUCACCAGGGCUUCCUUUGAGGUUUGCUUUUUGAUAGGGCAGUAUUUGCUCUACGGCUUUGAGGUGGAGGCGUAUUACGUCUGCAACAGGGUGCCCUGCCCUCACACCGUGGACUGCUUCGUGUCCCGGCCGACGGAGAAGACCAUCUUCCUCCUGGUGAUGUACGUGGUGAGCUGCCUGUGCCUGCUGCUGAACAUGUGUGAGAUGUUCCACCUGGGCUUCGGGACCAUCCGCGACGCCAUCCGCAACCGGAAAAUCAACAGCUUCAGGCAGCCGCCCUACAACUACGCCUACCCAAAGAACAUCUCCUGCCCCCCCGAGUACAACCUGGUGGUGAAGUCGGAGAAGUCCACCAAGAUCCCCAACAGCCUGAUGGCCCACGAGCAGAACUUGGCCAACGUGGCCCAGGAGCAGCAGUGCACCAGCCCGGACGAGAACCUCCCGGCUGAUUUGUCCACCCUUCACAAGCACCUGCGGGUGGCCCAGGAGCAGCUGGACAUUGCGUUCCAGAGCUACAGCAGCACCCAGGCCAACACCCAGCCCUCCAGGACCAGCAGUCCUGCCUCAGGGGGCACAGUGGUGGAGCAGAAUAGGGCCAACACCGCCCAGGAGAAACAAGGUGCUAAACCCAAGGCCUCCUUGGAGAAGGGGAGCUCCAGCAGUAAGGACGGGAAGACGUCUGUGUGGAUAUAACUUUGUGGAAGAGGUGAGGGGGCAGCAUAAGUGGGGGGGUUAUUUUGGUUUGUCUCUGGUUUUUGGCGUUACCUUGCGUUCGUUUCGCUGGGCACAGGCACAGUUUUUGUGUGGAAGUCGAGAGAGAGAGAAAAGGAGUUUCAGACCAGUCUAGUGCUGUCUUCCAAGGCGUUAACAAAAGACAUUUCUUCCCUGUUUCCAACGUGUUCUCCAGCUGGGAACCUCCAGUGAGUAACAGGA